UUGGAAUACCAUAUGCGCAAUCACAUGGGUUCGAAACCGUACAAAUGUCCCAAAUGUAAUUAUGAAUGUGUGAACAAAUCCAUGCUGAACAGUCAUAUGAAAUCACAUUCGAACGUCUACCCGUAUCGUUGUGCAAACUGCCAUUAUGCGACCAAAUAUUGUCACAGUCUGAAACUACAUUUGGCCAAACACGAUCACAAACCAGCGGUGGUGUUGAAUGCGGAUGGCAGUUUAGAAGAGGACGACGUUGAUCCAGCACCUAGAAUAUGUUUUAAUCGCCAUGCGGUAGAAUCCGCGGAUAAUCAGGUUCACGCGGACGAGGCCUUGGGGUCGUUUGAUUACGAAUGUCGAUUCUGUGAGAUACGAUUUCGUCAACGUGCGUUGUACGACAUUCACAUGGGUUUCCACAGCCACACUGAUCCUUAUUUGUGCAACCGAUGUGGACAUCAGAGUGGUAAUCCUGUGGACUUUUUCAUCCACCUAGGCCAAAUGGCGCAUCACGCAUAA
This is a messenger RNA of Echinostoma caproni, 507 nucleotides long. The record is from the annotation of a GenBank genome assembly. Lineage: Eukaryota; Metazoa; Platyhelminthes; Trematoda; Plagiorchiida; Echinostomatidae.